Messenger RNA from Bombus pascuorum, 9521 nucleotides. RefSeq names its product rho GTPase-activating protein 20-like. Gene Ontology annotation, molecular function: GTPase activator activity; guanyl-nucleotide exchange factor activity. Lineage: Eukaryota; Metazoa; Arthropoda; Insecta; Hymenoptera; Apidae. Gene Ontology annotation, biological process: signal transduction. The transcript has 8 exons. The coding region runs from base 5006 to 8140 and encodes 1044 amino acids. The record is from RefSeq and is a predicted model, not a curated record.
CUCUCUCUCUCUGUACUAUCUCGAAUAACUACGAUUCUUGCGUGGCCGAUUUUUUCCAAUCUGCCGCGCCUACCAACGCGUCUAUCUUAUCUAAACCCAAACCUAAACCGUUCCGUUCAUUCCAAAUUCUUUCGCAAUUUCCUCAUCUCUCUCUCUUUCCUCUGGAAUUUCGCGGAAGUUAGGCAAAGUUUCUGCAAUAGUUACUUUGCCGAAUGCUUUUGCUUACGAUUCAUAUCGAUUAUCUUCGAUAUUUAAAUGUUCGGCUCGCAUAUUUCCGUAUUAGUCAUGCGCGGAUUAACUAUGAAAAACGGGCACUUUUAAUGCACACGAGCAAGUUGAUAGGCAACUGUAAGCCCGUAAGUUUCAAUGUUCUGUGUAAUAUAUGUACAUGUUCUAAUUCUUAUUGCGGUAGAAUUCCAUUUAUCUCACCUCGGAAAGAAACAAAUAAUCGAUACACCUAAGGUUCGUAUAGGGUAUUGCCUAAUUUAUUUCCAUCGUAGAAAUUUCACGCUGCUGUUAACCGAUCGACGAUCGAAUUCGUUUUAUAACAUCCUCUAUCUUACAUUCCUUGACCCAGUUGAUCCAACACGUUGCAGAGAUUUCACGUUUGCGUGUUCAAACUAUAGCUGCUAUUGUCGACUGGUUCAACCUUGCAAUCGAGUGACACCGUACGAAUCCUGCUGGUCGUACGCAUAAAUUUCUCAAAUCGUCAUCCUUGACGUAUAUCACCAAGUUUAGAACUGUACGAAGCAUACAGACGUAUAUACGCAUGGAUUAAACGCGAAUGGUUGCUUAAGCUCGCGCUUCAAUGUCAGGGGAAAUCGCUGUUCGACCACUUCCUGCGGCACGUUCACUUCCGUCUCGCUCAGGCUCUCUCGCGACUGAUAAUCUCCGAAGGCAGGUCGUACUGAAACGGCGGGCCGUGGUCGUUAAUUUCUUGCCGGAGUGAAACCGGCACGGAGUGCGCAGCACCGCAGAUCAAAGGAUAAUAUUUCUCACACUGGCCGACAGUAUAAUCGGCACGCAAUGUUUCCCUUCUCGUGCACGUACACGGCAGAGUUCUCUCCCAACAAGAGAGAGGAGAGAGAGAUGAAGUUAACUCUUGGAUUUUACCAAUCGGUCCACGGUGUGGUACACGUGUGCAUUCGCGAUUCGUGAAAAUCGACGACACGAGCGAACGCGCGACACACUUUGCCAAGACUCGCUUUCGCGUUCGCGAGUCGCUUAGGAUUGGACACCGGAAGGGAAACGACCUGUCGAUCGACGUAUCGCUUCCGUGAUCCGCUACAGGGUAACGUUCGGCCACGGUAGAUCGACCGACGAUUUUUUUCUUUCUGCAGAAAAUUCAGUUUGAUCGGUCGUCUUGGUUAUAACGCGGUGGAACGUGCGACGGAUCGGGUCCGAUGCAAAUAUCGCGGCCAAAGUUUCGAUCGUAAACUAUAUUCUGGACGCUGCUUGAGCGCAAAACAUUCGCGUGUGCUCGGUUCGUUGAGUUCGAGAUCGUUUUGCGCGGCGCUGAAGAACUUUCCGCGUUCCAAAAGGACGAUGCGUUGGUCGGAGGGUUGAAAAAAUGGCUGGCCGAAAAAACUUACCGCGAUUUCUUCCCGAUAACAUGGAUUUAUUACGCGGAGGACCUCCGUGGCCUCGCAGUUUUGGCAUUCCAGUUUUAGUGCCGAGAAACUCGACCGAGGAACAUGACUCGGUUUUCUGAAUGUAUACGAUGCAUUUUAAUCGCCAGCCUCAUUGUCGGUUGUCCGUACGUACCAAUACCUUUUGCAGCCGCUGUAGAACACGAGGGAGGAAACAUUACGUAAACUUACGCGUGUAGGAUUUAUUUUUCGGAUUAUGACUGGUGGAAGAGGAAUGCGCCCAGAGACCUGAUCUAAUCGGAUAUUUAUGGAGCUUUGACGUUAUCUUCGAUUCAAGGCGGGCAGUACGUGUUUCUUCUAGCAGCGUGCUCCAGAUUCGAGAGUGUGCAACGGAGAAACGUGAAAGAGGCGCGAUGGAACACGAAACUACGAACAAUAGGUAGACACGUGGCACGUUACAGUCGCACGUACUAGCAAACUCGUACCGAAUAUCCUGAAUCUCGUACUUUUAUUUCGCAAUGACGGGCAUAAAUCGAGGCCUACGAAAGCGAGAAAAAGAACGUGUAAAAAAGUCAGCCACGACCGCAGACUGACGCAAUUCCACGAUAGCUGGGAUUUAUUCAGCCUUUGCACCUGUCGCGGUCUUGAAAUUUAAGCCUUCAGCGACAAGAAGCGCGAUCCUACGAACGAAGAUUCCGUACGUCGAGAAACUUGGACGAAUUUUUCCUUCUCGCUUUCUUGCUCCUUUCGCGCCGCUACUUUAUUCCUCCUUUCGCUGGUAAACUAACCGAGGACGUCCGCGAGAGUAAUCAUGGAGAUUUUGGACGAGACACGAUUAAUUAUUUCAUACGUGCAAGGAUAUAUUCAACAGGUAGCCGAGUAGGAUAACGCAUACUUCUAGUUACACGCCUCUUACGUUUUAUCGCAUAGGUGAAUCGCGAUGUAGGACGAGCAGACUUCCGCGAGACGAGUCGAGAGGAGACUCGACACGACUCGACUCGACUCGACUCGACUCGACGAGACAAGACGAGAGACGAUGAAGACGAGAGAUGCGCGAGAAGAAACUAACGCGACUAACCGCACACGUUUCGAGCUGCAUCAUGGAUCACGCGCUCGUUACAGAGCGGACGAAUCUGAAUCGGUUUGUCUCGCGUAACUCAGAUUCUCACGGAUACCGUUGCCACGAGAUAAGGACACGGAACGGAGAAUGAACCUUGGUAUCGGACGAUUCGCGCUAAUUACGCGUCCGCGUAAUAAUUACCGAGUGGGCCUCUGACACGAUUAAUCAACUUCCCAGUAUCACCGUAUAUAGACGCGAGAAUAAUUGAACUUUUGACGGGAUCUUACUCUAAUGAUAUCGUUCAAGCAAGAAGGAGGCGCGUUGCGUUCGUUCUUAAUUCGCGUCAGGCUUCGUUGUCCUUGAAAGCGACGAAGAAUCACGAGCGUACCUCUUUGCUUGAUUACCGGGUAGGGUAGAUCGCAAUGCGUCAAAGCUCGAUGAAAAUCAUCGGGAGUCUGGACGCGCGAUUAACCCUGCGUCCAUCGAUUAAAAGCCGGGAUCGGUCGGUGUCCCUUUGCCGCUUAUCGAGCACUCAUUUUCACCUCUCUCGUGCUUUCAACCGGCGAGUCUUCGUGGAAGCUGGCGUUCCACGACAUCCCGGCAACUUCUCGCCAUGUUCCGCACGACUACUCCCCAUUUAUCGCGUCCGACAUGCAAGAAUAUCACCGCGAAGCAACCGAGAACCAGUCAUCGUGCCAUUAAUUAGCCGGUUGACGCCUAGAAACAGGAAUUCAUUCCGGGGUCAGGCAUUAUCAAUUCGUUUUAUCGUUACCGAGACCGUUACGGCGGGACACGUUCCGCCGGUUGCAAAUAGAGUACGAUGCACCCUGCGGCGCAUCCAGCCUCUGUACAUCUCUGAUAUCGAAUCCUUCGAAAUCUAGUAAAAUCAAUCGAUACGUCGUUAUUUAUCUCGUUCGUAAUCCGUUACGAUCGUUUGCGAUCGAGCGGAAUAAAUACCGCGUGUUUCUUUAGCGAUUGCCGCGUAACAACAACCACGUACACGGUUGACGUCUAGAUCUCCGAUCGUUGGACCUAAACGUCUUCAAAAUCUAAACGAUGACAAAGUGCUUCGUGGGAAAGAAACACGAGAUACAAGAGAAAAUUAGGCAUGGAAAACGUACGGAGGAACCCUUUAUCAGCGCUCGGUUCGGUCGGUUCGGUUUCCCCAGUGAGGUACGAACAACGUGUAAGGCCCAACGGGGAAUAAGUCCCGAUCGCCAUGGUAACCGGUGAUUCGGUCUCGCGUCUCGUCGUCGUGGAUCGUGCAACUUCGAUCCGGUUCGUCCGAGUUCGUCCGUACUCGGGCAUUUUCGUAAGAGCGAGGCCAACCGGUCGGCAAAGGCAGUCUCUCCGCGCGACCAGUUCGAUUCCGCACGUAGCCAGUGAUCGGUGCUCGUGGCGUGUAUGUGUCGCGUCGCGUUUACGUUCAAUCUCCGUCUCGAACGUAUCUCGUGUUUUGUUGUCACGUUUCGGUAACACGGUUGUGCGUUCUUUCGCGUCUCGUUCCGAUCGUUGGAACAUAGUACGAGGGAAGACCGUCUCGCGAACGGCGAGUAACACUGGAAACCGCGAACCGUAGAGGAAAGAAACGGUGCACGUAGACUACCGCUUUAAACGCGGACCGUGUUUGCGAGAGAGCGCUGCACGCCCGAAGGCAAAUACCUGUGCCUGGUUUCAAGUCGAUCCGGCCCUCUGACACGUCGCUUCCCCGUAGGCCGCUACUUUUCUGCUCGAUCGGUGAAACGUGCUGUAGAACACAGGUACUUGAAACGGUAUCUGCCUGCGUUCAAUUCGUGUACGCACGGAAAAACAAGCGUGCAACGUCUCGCGUAAGACCAACCAAGAUCCAGACUGAAAGAAAAAGAGAGAGAGAGAGGGAGACGGACAGACAAGUUACAUACACGAGCUCUUGAACCUAUCUACCUACGGCGCAAUAAAAAUCGUGUGAUAGUAAACAGUGACCGGCUUUUUCUGUCGUUUCUUAUCUCGCGUUUUCCUUUCUUCCACUGCUCUAUCCACGCGUUACAGUUUCAAGUGAACCACCACGGUGUUUUGCUCCGUUCUUACCGGCAUCCUCCAUCGACAAACAGAAAGCUGUGUAUUGGCACGCGAGACACGAGUGUAUACACUCGGUUGUGCACCGUGUAUCCGUUCCGGGAACCACCUGUGGAUUUCGCGCGAACCACCGAGUGACAGAGAGCGUCGUAUACUCUUCUCCCCGUGAAAGAACACGAAUCGUGUGCUGGCAUGAGCUGAACCACGUUAUCGAAGGACGAGGCGCGCACAGCUCGAUACCACGAUGUCCAAGUCGGAGUGAAGUAUCGUUGAUCGUUACGUCGGUGUUAAAGCAGGUCGAAUGAUGACCAUGUUCGGCACCCUCGUCCAGAGGCUCACCUCGCCGGUGACCUCACCGACGAGUCCUCGACGUCGUUUUAAAUCUCCGUCGCGUUGGGAGGUGCAGAGCGAUCCGGAGGAUGAUCCGGCCGCGCCAGUCCGCAAAUCCAGGGCGAAGCAUCUGCUGGACAAGCGCAAGAGCAAGAGCAGGGCGCGAGCUUUGAACGUGCAUUCGGAGCAAGUGCAGAUGUGCAACUCCGGAUGGCACGACGCCGCGUUUCCGCCGCUUCGGGGUACCAAGAGUCUCGGUAGGCUCGAUGGCAUGAAAGAGGUCCAGAGGCUGGCCGAAUACGAGAGGUACCUAGGCCAGGAGGCGAGAAACCUAGUGGAGAACGGAAACGGAAGCGUCGGGAGUGGCGCCGUUCUUCAACGUGGUCAGCUCGAGGGCGAUCUUCACCGUAUCCAGGAGCUCUUUCCUGGUGAUAACCUCCGGCUACACGAACGAGAUGUCCUUACCACGAAAAUGAAGAGUCUGAUCCGCAAGAGGAACGGCGGAAACCCUGGAAGGCUGACGAGAGUGUUGUCGCAGAAAUCUUUAAACGUGUCCAACAACUCACCGGCUCCGAAAUCUCCGCCGAGGACUUUCCUCUUGGAGACUCCGGUACAAUUCACCACGGGUGUACAAUCCCAGGACAGACACCUUUUUCUCUUCUCCGACCUAUUGCUCAUAGCAAAGGCACGAAGCGGCGGUAACUUUAAGCUAAAACAAUCCGUAAGAAUGAGCGAGCUAUGGCUAACUGCCGGGCACAUAGAGGAUGUGGCCGAAACGAGCAAAUCUCAGGAAACGAGCUUCGUCCUCGGCUGGCCCACUACGAACGUCGUCGCAACUUUUAUGACUGCUGCAGCGAGGGAUCUCUGGUGGGGACGUUUGACCGAACUCGUACGAGAGGAGAGUAUGAAGGAGCCGCCCGACACGAACAUUCAAGUCGUGUAUCACGACAGUGACACGAACACGGAAUACUGUAAGACGAUCAUGGUGGGAUCCGAGAUGACAGCGGCAGCCUGUGUGAAUUUGGCCACGCGUCUCUUGGAUCUUCAAGGACCUUUUCAGCUGUGGGCCAGAACGUCCGCCGACGAGGCGCCGUAUCCUUUGAUAGGACACGAGAGGCCUUUCGCCGUCAAACUGUCGAAUCUAAGACACACGCUGUCCGCGGAGGAAGGUUUCGAUCUGGAGCAUUGCAACAAAAGUGGACACGAUACGUGCCACUUUAUACUCAGGCCGGUACCAAAAUCGCCCGUAAAAAAGAACAAGUCUAAGAUCACUGGGUUAUUGAGGAGAUCCCUUUCGUUGAACCCGAGUUUGUUUGGAGUCAAUUUAUCGAGGCUCGACGAAAAUGGAUUGCCAAAACCUGUGUUAGUGAUGCUUCAACAAUUAUUCGCCAAGGGACCAUUCACGCAAGGAAUCUUCAGAAAAUCGGCGAAUGUUCGAAUCGUUCGAGAACUACGAGAUCAGAUCGAGUCUACCGGAGAUCCCAGUUGCUUGGAAGAUGCUCCAAUUAUAGCCGUGGCAGCUCUCCUUAAAGAUUUUCUGAGAUCCUUACCGGACCCUUUGCUAACUUCCCACCUAUUUCCUCUCUGGAUGGACAGCCUGGAUACACCAAAUCCUGUUCAAACUAUUAAAAAUAUUUUAGAUAGAUUGCCCAAAGCGAAUUACACCCUGCUAUCGCAUCUGAUCUGCGUUCUACAUCACGUGGCACGGAGGUCGAAGCACAAUCUCAUGUGUGCCAGUAAUCUGGGCGUGUGUUGUGGACCAAGCUUACUCUGGUCGCCAAAUCCGUCGGUGAAUCAGAGCAGGGCGAUCCCUACACUGACGGAGAUGUUGAUUCGUCAUUGUGAAGUCCUGUUUGGGGAGGGCGUCACGCAGCUCUUUGGGGAGGAACGCAGCGACAGUGGAGCCGAAGAAAGCACCGAUAGCCUUCACUCAGGUGGGCUUUCUCUGGACAGCCUGGACCUGACGGAACCACCGCGUAAAGACCACAUGUCUCUUUCAAGAGACUCUGGUCUGACCCUGUCGGACUGUCAGCUGUUCAUCCCAGAGUCUCCAGUGGGAUCCGAGGACUCUGCCGCGAAUGCCUCGUCAUCCAGCUUCGACAAGUCUCUGACCAAAGAGGACAAGUCUACCAGCAAAUCGUAUAUCCGUGUCUACGGUGGAUGGGAAGAGCGAAUGAACGGCUACGCGGCGAAUAAUCAUCACACGAGCGCCGUUGAGCAUAAUUUCAGGGAGGAGAAGAGCAGCAUCGGUUACCCUAAUCCGAAUUUUCAGAGGCAAGAUUGGCUGAGGGCUCAGCUGAAGAGAACGCCAAGAACAAAGCUGGACGAACACGAUCAUCGUAAAGACAGGUUCGACGAGAAGGAUAUCUACGGUAGGGAGUAUCUGAGACAAGAUUCUAUGAAGGAGAACAUGGAGAAUUGCAAGGACAUCUACAGGAGUUCGCAACUGGACAUAACGCGGGAUCUUCGAACAGAAUACGAAAGAGCCACGCAACAGGACAUCUGUACGGAACGGGUCUCCAUUCAUAAUUCGGAACAGGAUCUGUCGGGAGACACGACGUUGUCCAGUGACAGAUACGAAUUCAAGAAGGAACGGUUCAACGAGUUCAAGAAGGUCAAGUCGGAAAUGUAUGUUAAUCGCGAGUCACCAGUCUCUCAGAACGGUAGCUACCAUUCGGGAAGCGAUCUGUACGAGUUCAAAAAGGUGAAGAGCGAGAUAUAUGUGAACAAAGAAACGACGCGUACGGAGAGAUACGAAUCUGAGAGUAGCAUCUAUGGAAAUAGGGACAGAACGAGCGAGAUAUACGACUCGAGAGAGAGAAGCGAUUUGUACUCGUUCAAGCAAGCCGAGGCGAUCGAUUUGUACGGUGACGAGGACGACGAAGAGGAGAGAACGUGGCCGGAUACACCACCACCACUACCACCGAGAUUGAGGCAUCUGCCACCGGUACACAUGAAUCUGGAGGACAGACACAAAGUAGCGGGAAGGUCAAGGUCUUUACCACCGCCUCCUCCUUAUCGUCCGCCUCCUCAACCUCGUGCCUCUGUUACCACCAGGCAUCUAGGAUAUGGAAGAUCCGUCGUCGAUGACGAGAGUUAUGUUUAAUACGAAACGAGGAGCUAUUAGAAUCGCGCUCGCGUGUAUGUUUGUGUGUCGUGUGUGGUGUACGUAUAAUGCGUCUGUAUGUAUGUUGGCACUUCGGGAGAAUCAAAGAACCGAGAAAGUCGCAAGUCGAGAUCAUGUAUGCACGUUGGCUCGUGUAUCCAUGGGAUCUCGUUACGACUGAAACUAGUCCAAACUGGAACGCACGUACGAUAUCGGAAAGAAUAGCGAUAUGUAUAAUAUUGAAUUGUAUGCUCACCGAGGAACGAAGAAUAAUAUAGAGUUGCUUAGUGUUUGUUUUGUCAAAACGUAAACCAGAUCGAAAGAGUUAAAGUAAUCAAGUUUAAAGGUAUAAUCGUAAGUCACAAAACGCUAUCGAUUGUUGACGUUUCCUAGCGAUAGGACUUGACUGUUAUACAGUGAUUCAGGGUGCUUCCACGAGCCUUCAUAGGUUUCCCUUUUUCUUUUAAAUUAGUUAUUCAUAUAGAGACAUUUAUUAUUAAGUAUAGAUCGUAGCGGACAAGACUUGCGUCGAGAUGAUAUUAUUCGUAAUUUCUUUUCUUACGCGAAGAAUUUUUGUAAAAAUAGAGAAGAAAAAAUAUAUAUAUAUACUUAUAUAUAUAUAAUGUGUAAAGUACACGUACUAUGCGGAAAGAAAAAAAAACACAAUCUGUGCGAUAUUCAAAUGCGAACUGCCGUUUAGAGAGGGAGAAUCAGGCGUCAAUAUCUACGGAACGAAUCCCGAUAAUAAAAUGCAAAUGUUAUUGCAACUACGUCAGAAAAGGCAAAGCGAGGUUCGUUUCCAUUCGUCGUCCUAACAUCAUCUUUUUAAAUACGUUCACAUAGCUAAGCGCACAUCUCUGUAUUGAUAUGUUCCGCAAUUUCGAGAUUGUCCGACGUUCGCAAACUCGCGCAAACAAGAAAACAACAUUGACUCCCCCCCCCCCCUAUCGCGUUUCCUCUUGUGUUCUUUGUAUAAUACAUUCACGUUUCCUUCUCGUCUCUUAACAGGAAAUUGAUUCAUUGCGGAAUAAACAUGACAGUUAAAUAAUUCUUCCUCUCUUUCUCACUCUGUUUAUUAUAAUUAUACCGUCAUUUUGUCUUCUAUCUUUUUUUUAAAACUUAGAACAUAUAAAUCGUAGUGUUUCGUGUACGCGAAUAAAAGGGCGAUUAUCUUAAACUAUAAGAUACACGCGAAAGUUGAACGGAGCUGUUCGAUCGCUAUCCAAAUCUUUCGCUCCUCUCUGUAUAUAUUAAUGUAAACUGUAAUCUUUUAUAUUGCUAAACGUAUAUGAUAUACCCUAUGCAAUGCCCGUAAGGUAUGUAUACUUAUCUAAAUUAUACGACAUGCUAUGAGAAGUAAAUAUAUUUCGUAUUUUAUACA